CUGCGCGCGGGGAGCCGGUCCCGAUGGAGCGCGUGCGGCCUCUGCUCGCGCGGCGGCUGCUGGCGGGGGGCGCGCUCGAGGCCGCCCGGAGGUUCGCGAGCGCCGCCGCAGGCGCUGCGUCACGGCACGUAGCGGAGCGAACCGGGCAGCGCGCGCUGCUGCUGGGGGCGGCGCCCGGGUGGCGGCCGCGCGCGCGGAGCCUGCGCUGGGCAAAUGAACUAUGGCACCAUGCAAGUACAGAGGCUUCUCAAGCCACCUUAGCUAGUGUAUCACCCAUAUUCGCCGUGAUGAAAUUUGACAAGGAAGGAAAUGCUACUUCUUUUGAAAGAAAAAAAACAGAGUUGUACCAGGAACUGGGUCUCCAAGCUCGAGAUUUAAGAUUUCAGCAUCUAGUGAGCAUUGAACCUAGGAACAACAAGAUCAUCAUGAGAAUGGAGUUUUUAAAGGCUGUGGUAUCACCAGAGUUUCUUCUAAUACUAGAUCAUCGCAAUAUAAAUAUGGAACAAUGGCUGUCCCAAGAAUUAGCAUCUCAACUGGCUGGAGAAGGGCAGCUAGUUACAUAUUCCUUGCCCUUUGAAUUUAGAGCCGUUGAAGCAAUCCUGCAAUAUUGGAUCAGCAAACUGCAGGCGAGACUUAACCUUUUGCAGCCUCAGAUCCUUGAGACACUGGAAGCUCUAGUGGACCCCAAGCUUUUGUCUGUGGAUAGGAGUAAACUACAUGUUCUACUACAAAAUGGCAAGAGUUUGUCAGAAUUAGAAACAGAUCUCAGAGUUUUCAAAGAAACUCUGCUGAAAAUCUUGGAUGAAGAAGAACUAAUAGAAGAGCUCUGUCUAACUAAAUGGACUGAUCCACAAGUAUUUAAGGAGAGUACAUCUGGAAUUGAUCACGCAGAAGAAAUGGAACUGUUGUUGGAGAAUUAUUACAGACAAACUGAAGAUCUUGCUAAUGAAGCUCGUGAACUCAGAGUAUUGAUCGAUGAUUCAGAAAGUAUUAUCUUUAUCAACCUGGACAGCCACCGUAAUGUUAUGAUGAGACUGAACUUACAGCUGACCAUGGGGACUUUCUCCCUCUCUCUUUUUGGACUGAUAGGAGUAGCAUUUGGUAUGAACUUGGAGUCCACACUUGAAGAGGACCUCAGAGCAUUUUGGCUGGUGACAGGGAUUAUGUUUUUGGGAAGUGGCCUUAUGUGGCGGCGUUUGCUUUCGUUCCUUGGACGGCAUCUUGAACCUUCGGUACCUCCACAGGUACAUACCUUCCUGAAAAAAACUCAACCACCAGCAGGGAGGACUGAAGUGAAGAGCAUCCUUAAAACAGAAGCCUUUGGGUCAAGCAAGAACACAUUGGCAAACAAAUAGAAACUUAUUAUUUCAUCUCCAGUUGUCGGUGAUGUUACAUUGUAAACUUCAGAUACUUUAUUGCAUUUGUUUCUCCCUUUAGUAAAAAUUUAAGGAUUUUUAAACACUGGAUGAAUUAGUCUGGCAUAUCAAAAGCUCUUCCAUAACAAAAAUGUGUGGAGGUUUUUAAAUUGCACAAGUCAGUAAAUGCAGAGAGAUUCCCAUAGCACCUUUUAUUUUUAUCCCUGUGUGUUACACUAGGAUAUUACAUAAAUCUGCUGUAUCAUGCAGGCUUUCAGCAUCUGCUUUUCAUCUUGAGGCCUCGGUUUAAUAACUGUUUGGGUCCAGCUAAGGUAGUGCUACAGAUAGAGAGGCAAAGUGUUUUUUAAUAUAAAGAGCCUAUAGCUGUCCUCAGAAAGAAGUGUUUGGGGUAUUAGGCUGACAAUUCAGAUGCUGAGUAAAGGAGUUAAGCACCUAACACUAGGCUCUUUAAAAGAAGUCUUAGCCAUUCUCUUUGCAGAUGACAGAAGCAGGAGUCGUAUCCACAUCUCUUGUAAAGCACUACCACUAACUCAGCAGCAGCCAGAAGACAACAUGACUUAGCUAAUUUUGAAUAAGAAAUAACAAAUUUUGUAUAGAUAAUCAUCCAUUCAGAAACUAACCAGGCCUCACUGUGCUUAGUCUCUUUUUAAAGCCCUAGAAUUGCACACACUGGUAAACUGGUAAGCAAAUGAAAAUUCAGGCAUCACAGUCGGUGCUAAAUGAUGGAUGUAUUCAGACAGCUGCACUAGGAUAGUUCCUUAUGUUUAUAUUAUUAGUAAGGACUUACCUUAGGGCCUGAUCCAGAUCUAGUUAAAAAAAAAAAUGAAACAAGCUGUUGAUUUUUCUUUUUCAUUGCCCUGGCCUGACUUGUUUUCUUCCCUCUUAAAGAAGUCAGGAUGAUUACAAGGAACCACAAGCCAGAUGGCAGCAAUCUUGCAGCUGGUUUCAUCACUAUUUAUGGUAGUUGAGUUCAGGAGCUGAGUGUGGAUUUGAAUUGGGUCACAUCUGAGGAUAAUACAAAGAAACAACUAGGUUACAUUACAUAGCUGAGGGAUGAAGGCUGUUGAAAGGCCUGGUUUAAUUAUGGGAGAGGAGAAAGGAAGAGUUAAAUACCACACCAGCCCCCUUAUUUGCUUCAACUCUUGCAUAAUUUUAAGUGAGAUGCAGUUUUUCUGUAUGAACUUUGACUCUGAUUCUCUGCUGGUUUGGCCCACUGUGAAAAAUGAGCAUAAAGCCCUUCUAGAGGAAGGAACUUACAUCUGUGCAAAGAGCAGUAAGCUAGGUCCUUAAACAUACAAACAACUGCACAUGUGACAGACUGAAAGGUUGAUCAUUCUAGCAGCUAAAAGGACCCAUUACUCAGGUGAGUAGCCUGUAGAAACUUGACACUAUUGAAUCUGGUGUAAUUAUGUAGGCUUUUGCCUUAAUUCAAGUAAAAAUCACUUGUGGUUGCCAAUAACUGAUAUCUAAUCAGAUAACUGAUUUAACUUUCUUAUAGGAAAAUAAAACACAGUUCUUGCUGCAUUUCUUUCUGUAAACUAAGUAUAGAUGUAAAAGGGAUUAAGUGAGUAUCUAACUGAUAGGAUUUAUAAAUACUUUUAUAAGCUGAGUUUUAAAAUGGUCAUUACCAGUCUGGUGGCUGUUCCAUGAUUGAUAGGAGAUGGUUUGGUCUCUGUCCAGCUUUUACAGAAAGUGACCACAUUCAGAGUGAACACCUGUGAUUCAGGAUUGAAGGCCCUUUGCUGGCCUACCCAGAGAAGCCAUCAAGUGAAGGGGUAUGGACACAGGUAUUUUUAUCAGAGUUAAAAUACACUGGUAUGGCAGCUAGGAAGACUUGAAGUGCUGCUUGCCAGCAAUUAUCUUUCCUACAGAAAUAGGUCUCUAGGAGUGUUUGACUCCUUUCGCUUGUACUUUAAUUGAUUUAAAGUGCAAUAAAAGAAUUUUAACAUAUGCAGCCUUUCAAAACGAGAGUCUUAUUGCAGGAGUAACCCAACUCUUAAAAAACACUGAAAGUUUUAACACUUGUAUAAUUCAAACUGCCAUGUGUCGUCAUGUGUAACAAAACAAUCUGAAAUUAACCAUGAAAAAAUUGAGAUGAAGGUGACCUGCAGGGUUUGGGUCAAACUGCCACUGAGCAGCCACAGAUCAAAUCAACAGAUCAAUAUGGUUUAUGUAAUACUUAACAAUUUUAAAUUUAAAGAAGACAUGCUCCUUUUGUUCUGCCUUGGACCUGCAAAUAAAAUGAAUACCUGUUUUA
Alligator mississippiensis (American alligator) is the source of this 3633-nucleotide messenger RNA. RefSeq names its product magnesium transporter MRS2 (gene MRS2). Lineage: Eukaryota; Metazoa; Chordata; Crocodylia; Alligatoridae. Bases 24 to 1355 code for a protein of 443 amino acids. Gene Ontology annotation, biological process: mitochondrial magnesium ion transmembrane transport. The record is from RefSeq and is a predicted model, not a curated record. Gene Ontology annotation, molecular function: magnesium ion transmembrane transporter activity. Gene Ontology annotation, cellular component: mitochondrial inner membrane. The transcript is spliced from 11 exons.